Vicia villosa (hairy vetch) is the source of this 465-nucleotide messenger RNA. RefSeq lists its product as uncharacterized. The coding region runs from base 1 to 465 and encodes 154 amino acids. NCBI's taxonomy places the organism in Eukaryota, Viridiplantae, Streptophyta, Magnoliopsida, Fabales, Fabaceae. The transcript is spliced from 3 exons. The record is from RefSeq and is a predicted model, not a curated record.
AUGGAUGAAGAAAUACCGGUUCGGGGUCGUUCAAGAAGAGAAGGGAGGACUGUCACUAAUCUUCACCAUUAUCGUGCAGAGAUUUUUUAUGUUUCUAUUGACAAAAUAUGUAUGGAGAUGGAUAACCGAUUUAGUGAAGGAAUUAACAUUGUGCUGGAUUACUUCUCAUGUUUUGACCCCAAGAACACUUUUUCCAAGUUUGAUGUUGAUAAGCUUGUUUGUCUUGCUGAUAUUUAUCAUGCAGACUUUUCUAAUGAUGAUCGUGGAACAAUAAGGGAGCAACUUGAGACUUAUGUACAUCAAGUGAAAAGGCAUGCUUCCUUUACUUCUUGUGAAGAUGUUCAAAUGUCGACAGUAUCCGUUGAAAGAGCUUUUUCAGCAAUGAAGAUUAUCAAGUAUAAUUUGUGCAACAAGAUCAACGAUGUGUGGUUCAAUGACUUGAUGAUAUGUUACACUGAACGUUAG